UCCGGAGAUAGCCGAUGUAUCACGAUUGCACUCUUGAUCACCAGACGAUUUAUUUCAUAAAUCGGAGGUUCCGAAGAUAGUCGAUGUAUCACGAUUGUCAACUCACUUCCUCUCUUGAAAUCGAAAGUGCACUGGAAAAUAACGUAACAAAAAUCGUCAAAAUAAUGGUUUUUAUUAAUCGAUACACAGCAUUAAUAUUAUAUAAAUUGCGUGAUUGUUGAUCGGCAAUACAUAUAUGGAAUCAAAUAGAUGUAGUCAGGAUAUGCUACAUUAUUGAGAAAAUGGGCGACCAAGAAGAAAUUUCACCUGAGGACAUUGAUCCUGAAGCACUUGAAUAUGCUCACGAGUUACAGUCAUUGGCAAAGGAGAUAGCAGAUAAUGAAGAUAUGGCUAAACAGUUAAAAUCAAUACUUGAGACAGUAGCAAAUGAAUCAGUUCGCGAAGAAAGGGAUUAUCUCCUUUUGACAGACCAGAUAAGAGGUUUUGCUGAAAGUCUAGGGGUUACGGCACCAUUUUCAGUCAGUAGAACUAAAGCUGUAAUUAACAUCCUGCUUUUGAUGUGGAAUCAUACAAGUGUUGCUAGGUAUGUUAUGAAAAGUGUUUACAAUGUGGAAAUAGCUACAACAGUUGAUGAAAUGUUAGAACAGUUUCCAAGUGAUCUUAAACAGCUUGAUGAAAGGUCUGCUGAGAUUUUUGCAAAAGCUUUAAAAGAUGGCUAUGAACAAGUUAAGAAUAUUCGUUUGAUGGUCGUCGGUAUGUUUGGCGUGGGAAAAACGUCCCUUGUAAACAAUUUGAUCAAAGACCUAAGGGAUGAAAACAUAAUUCCUUUAAGCACCGAAGGUAUUGACCUGAAAAGGUGUCAGCUGAUGAGCAACGGAGAUUGGCAUUUGGAUAAAGAACAAAAACAAGCAAAAUAUAAAUCCAGGUUUAAACUCGCUCUAAUGGAUGCCAUCAAAAAUAUACCCUCUGUUCCUCGUAAUAUUCAGACUGUUCCAGAACGCGAGCAUGAUGAAGGAGAAUCUGAAGAAAGAAAUACAGUUAUUGAUAAACCACUAGAUCGUUUGAAAGAAAUAGCAGAAAAGGUUCAAGUUCAUAAAGACGAUGAUGACAUAAAAGAAUAUUUUAAACUAGCCAAGGAGGAACCUAAAAUUGAAAUUCCCGUCACCGUACCUGCUCCUGUUAUAACAAAUACUGACGUUACUGUAUCUGUUUGGGAUUUCGCCGGUCAGACACUUUAUUAUUCUACUCAUCAGUUCUUUCUGAAUAGGAGGUCUAUUUACUUAGUUCUAAUGGACAUGACAAAAGAUUUGGAUGAAUAUGUUAAAGAAGAAGAAAGAAGUGGGACAUGGUGUGGUUUGGUUAAAGACUGUACUUAUUUGGUUGUCUUUAAAUUUUGGCUGAAUGCAAUACACAUGUACAGUGGUUACAGGUCUAUGGCAGGUGAAAUUAAACCGACUGUAAUUUUAGUUGGUACUCGAAAAGAUAAGAUGCUGGGGACUGACGAAGAAAAAGAUACUCGUUGUGAUAAAUAUUUUGAACGUGCACUUGGAUCGUUUAAAGGUUCGCCGAUCUUGAAACACAUAUACCAUAGGAAAUUCCUAGUGAAUAAUAAAUCUCCAACAGAUAAUGUUUUUGAUGAGAUACGAAACGAAAUUUUACAUUUGGCAGAAAAGCAAGAUUAUUGGGGCGAAAACUAUCCUGUGCGAUGGAUCCAGAUGGAACAGUCUCUUGACAAAAUGAGAGAUAAAGGCAAACAAGUAUUAAAACUUGAAGAGAUUGAAGAGAUUAACGACGCCAAUAAAGUACAUCCACUUGGUAAAAAGAACCUAGAAUUGUUUUUGGAAAUUCAGCAUAGACAUGGCAAUAUCCUUUAUUUCAACACAGAGAAACUCAGGCAUUUGGUUGUUCUUGCCCCGCAAUGGAUCAUUGACGUCUUCAAGUGCUUUAUAACACAUCUGCGAUAUAAAGACCCUAAAUUGAUAGAACAUUGGAAAAUAUAUGAGGAUUUGGCUAUUCUUAAACCAGAGGUGUUCCAUGAAAUAAUGGAUAAUAGUCGACCAGAUAUUAAAGACAAUAAAGAAAAUGUUAUGAAGUACAUGGAGUACCUGGAUGUUAUGGCAAAGCCCUUAGUGCUUGAUGAAACCGACAAAGCAAAGGACCUUAUUGGACAAGCUACAACUGAUGUAGUUGAACCAUUGAAUGUCAAAUUUCUUGAUUUCCAUAUAGUGCCCUGCCGACUUAAGAACCCACCACCUCCCAUUUCCCAAUUUACUUCGCCGGGACAUCGCAAGAAAACACCUGUUUUAUGUUUUGUUUUUGUCGAAAACUUCAUGCCACCAUCUUUUUUCCACAGACUUGUUGCCGUUUGUAUUCGCACUUGGCCUAUCAGCAAAGAAGGAGGCAAAGACCUGUUGUACAAUGGACUUGCUGUGUUUGACAUUGGCCCAACCGAUUUUUUGACAAUCUGGUUCAAAGAUCACAUUAUUUAUGCAAGAAUAUCUUCCAUUACGAGUAAUGCAAUAACUGACCUUGAUUUUGAGCUGUGUCAGAAAGUAAGACUCCUACUUAGACGAAGUUUGUUAAAUUUUGUAGGUCAGUCAUUGGAAAACCCUAGAACUCCAACAGCAUUUGAAGAGUACAUUCAAUGCCCAAAGAUGCAAGAUCCUCUUAAGGAAGGCAUGUUCAGAGUGGCUGCAUUCAUGUAUGAUCGUGAAUUAACUUGCACAGAAUGUAGGUGUCGCCAUCCGGUAGAAAGGGAAGAGGCAUUGAACUACUGGUAUAAACAGAAAUUGGACGGACUUGAUAACGAUGAUGAUUCAAAUAAACCAGCUGUUGAAAGUGAUUUAUUGGAGGUUGCCAAGGAGAUUGGUGAAAAGGAAUACUGGAUGUUAGGCAUUCAACUUGGGUUUGACGAUGCGCAAAUGAACAAACUUUAUGAUGUUAAAGAAUGUAGAAAGGAUCAUCGUACAUUUGUUUUCAAAUACAUGGUUACGUGGAUGAAAAGAGAAGGGGAGAAGGCAACUCAACAACGUCUUAAUCGAGCUAUUCGCGCUGCUCGUGUUAAUCUCUAAAAAGAGGAUGUAUCGCAUAUCAGCUUAAAAACAACACCAUUUCUGAUAUAUAACGAUUGUGCGCGUUACUGGCUCACUGAGCAUCACAUCUCAUGUCAUUGGGUUAACUGGGGUAUUGGGCGCUCAUAACCAGUUCAAGAACAAUAAGGUUCAAGAACAAUAAUACUACACAUCGUACUUACCGGUACAUACAGGAAUAUAACUAAGCAGAAGAUAACAUUAUAUCGACCCAAUUAAUUUUGGACGGGUGACUAGAAACCAACGUGUUAUUUUUUUACCAUCAGUAAUGAAAGACACGUGAUUUCGUAAUAUUUGUAUUAUUUAGACAUUCUUAAAAAAUCUAACAUAUUGUUUCAGUUAUCAUUAUAUCAAAGUAAGCUAGUGCAAAAUCGAAAGUUUCGUUCACAUGUUUUUGUAUAUAGGUAGAGCUAUUAAAGUGUGUUCGUUUGUGAUAUUUGUACAAUAUUGCUUUUUUCGUAUGACACAUAUCACAUAACAUUAACCAUGUGUAUAAUUAUGCGCGAAAAUACGUGUUACGAAUGCUUAAAAGCGGACAUGUAUCUUCAAAGUUUAAUUGUGUUUGGUUAGAUAAAUAGUGAGUUUGUAUACACUAUUUUCAUCAUCUAUGUGUGUGAACAGUUGGUAUUAUUUCUCCUUAAACUAUAGUGUGUUUAAAACUUUAAAUUUUCUAUAAUCUUUUAGUGUAAAAAGAUCAUUAUUGACGGCGUUCGUGUAUAAACAAGCAAAGAUUUGAAAAUCUCAUUCAUUAGGACGUUGGAUUGAAAUACAUGCGAUUGACAAGUUAGAAUAAUAGAUGUUCAACAAUAAUACUGUUAUUUAAGUCAAAUUAAAUAUAAUCAUUACAAUAAAGUUAAAUGCUCAAAAGUAACACCAAAUGCGAAAUAUUCUCAAAUCAGAUUGUAUAACUGCAAACUUUUUAUAAGCCUGACACUCAUUAGAAGAUGUCAACAGGACGUAUACUGCUUUUGAUAAAUGUAUGAUGAACGGUAAUGUAAUAUCUAAAUGAAAUGAAACUACAGAAACUUUAAUAGAUUUUUUUCUUGUUAAAGUAAGUAUAAACCAUUCUAAUGUAAUAUAUUAAUAAACCGUUAAUCGUACCAUAAAUCAAAUACUGUCAAGUUAUAGUGGUUUUCAAUUGCAUAGGUUUUGUCACUUGUUAUAGUGGUCUGGUGUUUAUAUGUGUAUAUUUUAUUCGAUUAACUGCUAACAAUAAAAGUUUUUACAAUGUACUACAAUUAUUACAAUAAGAGAAAUACGUUUAAAUGGCUUCAUAUGAUAUGUAGCCAAAUAAUAAUGAUUCAUGUGGAUACCAUGUGUUUGUUCGCAAGCAGGCUUGGACAAUUGUAUUCAUGAGUUACGUAAUAUGCUUUAUAUUAUUGUAUAAUGACACAUAUUAUAAACACAUUUGUAAAUGCUAAUUGUAAAGCAUAAUGCAUGCGUAUAUAGGAAUUUGCUGUAGGUACAACAAUGCAAAUAUGAUGUGUGUUGUUGAAUAUUUUGUGGUUUUGGUCAUUAUUGUAUACAUGUAUACAAUUCUUUGCAUAAUUUUGUUUGCAAAAAAUGUUGUUUGUUUAAACUUUAAUAUGUGGUUAUUGUUCAGACGAUUUUAAGUGUGCCAUGUGUUAUGCAAUCGAUUUUGAGUGUCCUAUGAGUUACUAUACACACAAUUUUGAGUGAGCUAUGCGUUAUUAUGCAGACAAUGUUGAGCGUGAUAUUUCACUUAAAAUGUUCUGUUUCAUAAGAACUGUAAGAUUACUUUUUUUUGUUUUCUUUUUUGGUGUUUCACCUUUUACAGGGGUGUGAUUUAGGAACCACCCCAGGGAAGGAAAAUUCACUACCUUCCCUUACAAGGUUCUACGAAACUCUUAAUUCGUAUAUAGAUCCAGCAAAGUUAACAACUUUUGUAAAAUUAGUUUGACAUGGAAAGGUAGAAAAAAAAACAACCCUGUUUUCAAUAAUGCCCAUUCCAAGUUAAAAGUUUGUAAAUCUAUGUUUUUGUUUACACUCAUUUGUGGACCAUCAUUUUAUACACGAUUGUUUAAUGCCCUUCUUCUAUGCGUUACUAGGCACACGAUUUUUAGUGUACUGUGCGUUAUUAUGUAGACAUUUUUGAGUGUGCUAUUUCACUGAUUAUGUUUUGUUUCGUGAAGUCAAUUUUUUUUUUUGUUUUCUUUCUUUGUGUUUCACCUUUUACUGGGGUGUGAUUUAGGAACCACCCCAGGGGAGGAAAAUUCACUACCCCCCCCCCCUUGCGAGGUUUUACGAAACUCUUAAUUCGUAUAUAGAUCUAGCCAAGUUAAAACUUUUGUAAAAUUAAUUUUACAUGGAAAGGGAGGAAAAAUACACCCCUGUUUACAAUAAUGCCCAUACAAAGUUAACGUUUGUCAAAUCGAAGAUUGUGUUUACACUCAUUUGUGGACCAUUAUUUUAUACUCGAUUGUCUGAUUCCCUUCUUCUAUGCGUUACUGGGCACACGAUUUUGAGUGUACUGUGCUUUUAUAUGCAGACAUUUUUGAGUGUGCUAUUUCACUGAUAAUGUUUUGAUUCAAUAAGAACCUUUAAGUUUCAGAUAACUUUAAAAAGGUCUUAUAUAGUCAAAUCAACAAGAUUUUUUGUUUUCUCUUUUGUUAUGCACCUUUUAAAAUUUAUAACAAUGACAUUUCAAAGUUAAACGUUUAAAUGUCCAAGUUUUUGUUUACACCAAUUUGUAGACCAUCAUUUUAAAAUCGAUUAUCUUAUGCCCUUCGUAUUUCUGGGCUAUUUCUAAUACUCCUUCUCAUAUGUGGGUGUCAGCUUGAAUGUUGUUUAAGUGAAACUUUGUGUGCAGUCGUUUAAACUAAGACAGGUAAAAAUCAUAAAUACAUACAUGCCUUGCAAAGAAGCAUGUAUUCCAUUAAUUUAUUUUAGUAAUUUGGCAUUUUGUUGUUCAGAACUAUACUUUAAAGCAUCUAUAACGCUCAAAAUCAACGAAAUUUUCGUAAAGUAUUUCGUAAAAUAAAGUUAACAUCAAAACAAUCAGUGUUCCUUAUAGCAAUAGCCACAAUUUCAACGCUUGAUGUGGUAUGAUUACAUAGAUAAUUAUAUGUAAAUAAUUUUAAUUUUAUAUGAUUACGUUGUAGGCUUGCUUGGUUUGUGUCUAAAAGUUACUGAAAAGUAACCAAAUAAUCAAAGGUAAACAUAUACUUACACACAUUGACCAUAAUUCAUUUCUGUGUUGAUUGAAUAGAUUGUUUAUACGUGUAUAACAAAAUGUCAGUAAGUAGUAUAAGUAGUGCAUGUAUAUGUAGUGCAAUUAUAAGUAUUAUGCACAUUUACCUAUGUUAAUUUUCAAUAUGAAUUUAUAUAAUUUCAUAACUGAAAAGUUUAAUUGCUUAACCACCGCAUAAGUUUUAUCACUACAUUUGUAUUGGGUUCAGUCAUUUAAUGUUGCAGUAAUUAUUAUUGGUUUUAUACCAAUAUUUAUAAUACGUUUUCCAUUCUGAAGACAUAAAGUGUAUUAAUACAGAGCACAUGUAUAUUCAUGUACAAAUACAAUAACACUUUUGAAAAAAACUGAGCUGCUCAUGGCAAUAAACUGAAGCAAACUUAAACAAAAAUGUGUGAUAUCAUAUAAAUUAAGAAUACAUGUUUGUUUUUUUUGUAAAUACUGUUAUUUCAAGUAACUUAUUGUUUAAGUGUAUUUGCUGUAAGUUCAUGUUAUAUGUGACAUUGCUCACAGUAAUAACAUGUUGCAUGAAAGAAUCAGGUUGCUGAUUUACUUUACAAUAAGCUUACAAUAUCAAUUUUUUUUUCAUACCUCGAACUAUAUGAUGGUCAUUUAAGCCAUAUUUUUGGACUAGUGUUCUUUAAACUCAAGCUUUUCAUAGUGAUUUCACCAAAAAUCACUUUGUCUGCACGCUUGAUGUUAAAUUUGUUAUCUGAUUUCAUUAAAGGAAACGUAACACAAAGCGAUAUGAAAUAAACAUAGACUUAAUUGAUAUAGUAAUUUUCACAUCAAGCAAUGUUUUGCUUUCCAUUUAAACAAGCAAAUUCGUUUAAUUGAUAUCCCCCGCCAAAGAAAUUUUGUUGGAUGGGUGUAGAACUAAAAGAAAAGGUAUAAGUGAAGGGUUGUGCCUGAUAAUUGAGAACAAUUACAUCAAGACAAUUUGAGAAUCCAUUUUAGUAUGGUAGAAACCUUAACAAAUAAGGUGUAUUAAAUCAAAAUGUGUGAUUUUGACCUUUGUGUGUGACUUUGACCAUGACCCUAGCAACAUGGAUCUUAUAUUUGACACGCAGCUAGAUAAUGGAGAAUAUUUUAUCAAAAUAUGUGAUUUUGACCUUUGUUUGUGACCCUAGCAUAGUGAAUCUUAUAUUUGACACGCAGCUAGAUAAUGAAGAACAAUUAGUGUGAACAGUUAUUACAGAAUCCCUUGGUGCAUAGUAAAGGAAUGACUAGAUAAUGAAUAAUUCAUCAAAUUUGUCACCUUUGACCUCAAUGUGUGACCUUGACUUUAGCGCUUAGGAUUAUGUGUGUUGAAUGUGAAGCACCCCCAGAUGAUUGAGAACAACUAUGGCAAGUUUCAUGGCUCUAGCUGAUGUGUUAAUGGAGAUAAAGCUCUAAGCUUAUAUUAAAAAGCAUUUUUUCAAGAUACAACGGGCCAUAACUCCGCUAUUAACCGAUGGUGUACAAUUCCAUUUGGCGUGCAUCAUCCCCUUAUCCAUAUAUGUACUAAUACCAAGUUUCAAUGAAAUCCGCCAAAGCACUUCCAAGAUAUGGCUCCGGACGGACGGAUGGAAAGGCGGAUGGACAACGCCAAAACAAUAUCCCUCUGUCUAUGGCGGGGGAUAAUACACAGACUGUAUUGUUGUGUAAGAGUGCUUAUGUACCAAAAUUGCCAUGUGUGUUUUUGUCGAAAAGAAAUGCUUGUUAUGUAUGUUGAAAGAUUUGAAAUUUGAAUAUAUGUUAUUUCUCUUAAUUUAUGUUAAUAAUAUUGUAUGUGUUUUUUUUUAUUGUUUUAACAUGAAAUUGUUUAACAUUUACAAUUAUAACAUCUAAUGCAGUUAAUCGGAGUCGCAUUUGAUUAAACUGUACGAUACUCGUGAUGCUGACAUAAAAAUAGUAUUUAUUAUUUUUAUAAAAUUUAUCAAAUUUGGUGUUCAGUUUGAGACAAUAAAUGAACGAAAGUUAAGACGAAGCUCAUACAAUGAAGUCGCACAUAAAUUUUUCUUAUGCUACAAUUUUAUUACGUGUAUAAUAAACGUUGAAAUUAUAUUCAUACGCUACUUAUUGAUACAAAUAUUCCACAUUAUCGUUACAGAAAAUGAUACACAUUUUAUUUGCAUGGAGAAUUUAUAUUACUUUUCAUAUUUAAGCGCCAAUUAAGAAUUGGUGAUAUCGUGACUUCUUUCAUAUGCAUUAACAUGUCUAAUUUUUAUAGUCAUCAACAUGUUAAUUUUUUUUACAGUUUUAUCUGUUUAUAUCCUUUCUUUCUAAAUGUGUCUCUCUAACAUGAUAAAGUCUGAAAAAUUCGUGUCUGUUAAUGUAUUUAACCUAUGACCAAAUUUUUUUAAAACUGUCAAUUGCCAACCUGUGCGAGUCCGUUUAAAUGCAGGCAUUUUGUCCUGUAAGGAAACAUGUAGCAAGAGUCAGCAUCCGAGAUUCCGAGUUUACAUCAAUUCCAUAUUGCUAGAAAUGUAUUUAUACAUCUAAAUAUUCACAACUUGUGAUAAUAAUCAUUAAUCAAUUCAAUUAGUAUUGAUCAAUUUAAAUGUCAACAUUAAAUUAACAAUUUUCCGGAUAAAAUGUGUAGCAUGUUGACCAAGAGCUGCCUUUUGCCAGAAAAUUUCUCUUUUUAAGCAAAAAGAAACAAAUCAAGAUGAGUUACAUGUACUUUGGUUUCCAUGUGCAGUAGUCUGUUUCGAGAAAACUUUAUUUCAGACUAUAAGUUUACCAAAGUUCAUCUUAAAGUUAGUUAAUUUUCAUCUAAAAAUACAUUUCUUGCAAAAACAGGCCCUAACAAGCUCUGAUGAAUAUCUAAAAGAUUGGAAUUAACUUCAGCAGAUAGCGAGAGGUCCGUAUAGUAGACAGCGUAGACUUUAGUGGCAACGUACUUUAUAGUCCUUGGUUUCAAAGUCACAUUAAGCAGUGGAAGCAAAAUAAGACAAAAUAGUCAACAAUUUAUUUUCCACUUCAGAUUUGCAACAUGUGUAUGUAUGUCUUAUAACAUGUUUGUAUCAAUGGCUGAAUGAGACAAUAAAACAUAUAUUAUUUA
Messenger RNA from Dreissena polymorpha, 9343 nucleotides. RefSeq lists its product as uncharacterized. The transcript is spliced from 2 exons. Lineage: Eukaryota; Metazoa; Mollusca; Bivalvia; Myida; Dreissenidae. The record is from RefSeq and is a predicted model, not a curated record. Bases 282 to 3071 code for a protein of 929 amino acids.